AUGGAGGAUAUAAGUUUGGCAAUGCUAGAAGAAAAGUUGUAUAAAAACCUUGCGUUGGAUGAAAGUAAGGUAAAACUGGCAUUGAAGUGCAUGCCGAUGGUGUAUGGAUCUGAAGAACAGCAAAUUAUUCGUAAUGAUGAUGAUCUGUUUGGUUUCCUAACAACCGUUGAUAAAGACAACCGUAGAUAUCUUUUGUUAGUGGAGGAGACGAGUAGAUCAGAUCAGUUAGAGAAGGUGUCGAGAGUGGUCAUAAGUUCGUUUGGUAUGAACUACGAAGUGUUGCAUGGAAAUGAUGAUGUUUAUGAUGAAAUCGGACCGAAGGUCAUAACUCUGUAUGUAGAAAAUGGUCAGGCAAAUAAAAAAAAGGAUCCGAUAGAUGCAGAGAAUGAUUUUAUGGAUACGGACACCGCAACGGAGACAGACACUGCAGCAGAGACAGACACUGCAGCAGAGACAGACACCACAGCUGAAACGGACACAGCAGCUGAAACGGACACAGCAGCUGAGACGGACACCGCGGCAGAGACGAACACCGCAUGUGAGACGGGUAGUCAUGUUAUAGAGGCUUGGGAAGAAGGUUUGGGUCUAUAUAAGCUUCAGGAGUUUCCAAGUAAGAAAGCACUUCAAGAGGUGGUCGAUAGAGCUGCAUUUGGUGAAUGCUUUCGUUAUGUUAUCAAAAAGUCGGACCGGAGACGAUUGGUGUUAAAACGUUGUGAAGCAAUCUCUAAGUGGAGUUUACGAGCUGCAAAGAUUUCAGAGACUGAAAUUUUUUCAGUUAGGAGGUACACGGGUGUGCAUACAUGCGCUCGUUCUAAUCAAAGUAAAAGCAGCAACAUCAAGAGGAAAGGCUCAGCAGAAUUAGUUGCAACUUUUAUGAAUGAGGAAUAUCCUGGAAAACUAAGUACUCCUGUUCCGAAAGAUAUCAUGGAUCUUAUAAAGUUAAAACUUGGUGUAACAAUAUCCUACUCCACAGACUUGAGAGGGAAAAAUCUAGCUAUUUUUGAGUUGCGUGGUGGUUCGGAAGAGAGCUACAAUAUGCUAUAUAGCUACUUGUAUAUGUUAGAGCAUGUCAAUCCGGGAACAAAAACAGGGGUGAAGUUGGAUGAGGCAAAUAAGUUCAAGUCCCUCUUCGUAGCUCUGGGAGCUUGUAUUGAAGGGUUUGCAGCCAUGAGGAAGGUGAUAGUUGUCGAUGCCACAUUUCUGAACAAUGGAUAUGGUGGUGUACUAGUAUUUGUUAAAGCUCAAGAUCCUAAUUGUCACCAUUAUCCGCUUGCGUUUGGUGUACUCGACGGUGAGAAUAAUGCUAGUUGGACAUGGUUUUUCGAGAUGCUCAAAACUGCUAUACCAGACUCUUCUGAAUUAGUAUUUAUGAGUGAUAGAAACCAGAGCCUAAUCGCGGCUGUAGCUAAUGUGUUUCCACAAUCUCACCAUGGCCAUUGUAUAUGGCAUUUGUCUCAGAAUGUGAGAGGGCAUACUUGUAACAAAACAAAAUUCGUAGUCGCAUGGAGAUUUAUGGAGUUGGCUAGGUGUUACACGGUGGCUGAGUUCGAGUCUGCUUACGCAUCUUUUAAGGUGAGAUUUCCUCCAGCGUACAAGUAUUUGGAGGAGCAUACGGAUAAACGCACAUGA
Messenger RNA from Brassica oleracea var. oleracea, 1629 nucleotides. RefSeq names its product protein FAR1-RELATED SEQUENCE 8-like. The transcript has 2 exons. Bases 1 to 1629 code for a protein of 542 amino acids. NCBI's taxonomy places the organism in Eukaryota, Viridiplantae, Streptophyta, Magnoliopsida, Brassicales, Brassicaceae. The record is from RefSeq and is a predicted model, not a curated record.